Pelobates cultripes (western spadefoot toad) is the source of this 666-nucleotide messenger RNA. The record is from the annotation of a GenBank genome assembly. Lineage: Eukaryota; Metazoa; Chordata; Amphibia; Anura; Pelobatidae.
AUGGAAGAUACCGCAUACAGCCGCCUAAAAAAGCAAAUCUACAAGAUGACCACAAAAGAAGUACAGCUCAACAGCGACAUACACUUUCUAUCCAUCUGCAAGAAAAGACAGCUGAUCCCCAAAGGCCUAAAAAUCAAAAAUCCACUGGCUAAUACGCAGAAAACACAGUAUGCUGAAAACCUGUGUAAACGCACUAGUGAGAAACUAAGAAACCAUCUCAUCCACCAGCUCUACAACAAGAAAUAUAGCAUACAACAUAAAAAACAAUAUCUACUCCAAAAUCUACGUGAGGAGAAUACAUGUAUGGCUAAACAACUAGAACAUGAUCUACACUAUUUUUACAAAAAGCAACAAAGGGACCUUUUUAAGAAGAAAAAUAAUAAACUCAUCAGACUACAGCAGGAUUAUCACAAACAUUUGGCAGAGAAAGAGAAAUGGCAAGAGAAAUCUGGUAUUGUUAACAUUUCGGAUUACAAACUAUCUGACCCAGAAACAUCAGUUCUCUCCAAAGGACUAUCAUUUUGCCCUAGCACAAAACUUGAUGACAUUGGGCUCUACUCUGACGUGGAAGAAUUUUUCAGAAGGAUGCGACUUAAGGAAUACUUCCAUGACAAAGAGAGCACUGAAACCACAAUGGAUUACAACAACCGGGAAAAAAAACACUAA